Messenger RNA from Grammomys surdaster, 5699 nucleotides. It is a transcript of the gene Resf1, whose product is annotated as retroelement silencing factor 1. Gene Ontology annotation, cellular component: nucleus. Gene Ontology annotation, molecular function: histone methyltransferase binding. The record is from RefSeq and is a predicted model, not a curated record. NCBI's taxonomy places the organism in Eukaryota, Metazoa, Chordata, Mammalia, Rodentia, Muridae. Bases 419 to 4948 code for a protein of 1509 amino acids. The transcript is spliced from 6 exons.
GGUCUGCGGUUGGUGGCCUGAGGUAGCAGGCGGGCUUGUUGCAGCUUCGCGUUCCUUCCGGUUUCGGAAGAAGAAGCAAAGCUUUGUUUUGCUUUUCGGUUUCUUUCUGUGUCCGUCUUCCGCGCCCUGACCCUUGCGACCCAGAGAAAUUGCUUUGCGCUCCGCCCUUGAGCGCCCGGGCCUGGAUGAGCGCCGCGGCCCGCAGCAUCUCGGAAGCUGUUUGCAUUUGUGGUACUUAAGAAUGCCUUCCUAGAAAAAUGGAAAAACAGGAUUAGAGGCGUGAAUAUACUCCUUGUGGAAGAGACUAAAAGGUAAAAUUGUAUUUACAGGCUACUAGGACUUCCCAGGCAUUCCAGAGUAAAAGAUUUAUGACAUUCAAAAACCACAGACUUUACAAUUCUGCUAAGUCAGAUCAACUAUGAGUUGGAAUACAAAACCAGACAAUAUUUGCAAACCCCCACCAUAUUCUAAAACCCAGUCAUCUAUAUUACAGCAGUUUUUAAUGACUUCUACAACAUCUCAAAGUUCUUUCAGCUAUCCUGCCCAUAACCAAGAAGCAUGCAUGUAUUCUAGUAAUUCAAAUUCAGUUUCACAGCCACUUCUGAGCAGCAGAAAUUAUAUAACUCCUCAGACUCAGAUCUCUGUUUCUAAUAUGCCUAGCAGGACAAUUGUGGCCUCUCAGUCUUCAGUGGAAAGAAUUGUAUCUACAAAUGUUAAAGGACCCCAACAACCAAACCACAAUUUGCAAACAGCGUCUUCAGGAGUUAUGCAAAAUGCCUGGUUGGGCUCUCCAAUGAAGAAUUUUAUACCUUCCCAUACAGAAGCAACCAUAUCCCAUAAUCCUGAUGGAGGGACUAAUAUGCCUUACAUGCAUCCACCACAGAGUCAGCUUGUCACAUCAGAUACCUAUUCUAUGCAACUACAAAUGGUUCCUUUAAAUUCUGGAAAAGUACCUAUAACAUAUCAAGGAAAUCAGGGACUUAAUCACUUCAUACCAGAUCAGCUGACUGACUGGACACAGUAUACAUCCAAUGAACUUACUUAUCCUGAAUACAGGCCACCUCCAAAACAUUACUCUUACAUACUGCCAGAUACUACAUCAUCACAAGUUAAAAAUAAUCAGCUCCCAACGUAUACACAGAGCUUACAGUCAAAGCAUUCUGUACAUUUGUCAUCACAUCAGUAUGCUGCAGAAACUAGCCAAAGACUCUCUGCCCUUCCUUAUAGCUGUAGAUAUGGAAACCAACAUGUGCAAAAUGCUCAGCCUGUUUCUAAACACUUGCCUAUGGAAGUUCCACAGAGUUCAGAAGUGCACUCAUCUGAAAAAAAGAAAGAUACUUACAGAGGCCUUAAGCAGCAGUGGCAGAACACUAAUGAAAAAGUCACCAUUGGAAAGUUCUGUGAAUUGAAAGUAAAUACCAAGCAGUCUUACAGUGAAUCUGUUAGAUCUGGGAAUGGUGUUGAAGCGCUCGUUCAAAAUCAAGAAAAAAGAAAAUUUUCCUACAAUCCAAGUACAAAUCAAGUAAUAGACACAAAUGCCACAAAAGAAAAGCUAGCCAGGGAUAUUAAAUCACUCGUAGAAAUCAAAAAGAAGUUUUCAGAACUUGCAAGAAAAAUUAAAAUUAAUAAAAGCCUUUUGAUGGCAGCUGGUUGUAGUAAAACAGCCAAUACUUCUUAUACUGAACCAAUUCAGCAUUCUGAAUUUUCAGCAAAAGAAAUGUCUGCUAAAAAUGGCAAUGACUGCUCCAUGGAAUUGCUAGCAACAUGUCUUUCUCUUUGGAAAAAUCAACCUCCAAAAACCACAGAAGAGAGUGUUCCAAAACCCUUAGAAGAAAAACAGUGUAACACAUCAAGAACCAAUACCACAGUAGUUGGCAGUUCAAAUCCCACAAAUGAAGUUCAUGUUAAGAGUAUUUGUUCCAGUGUUGGAAAUUCUCAGAAAAUGAUGAGCUCGUCACAAACAGUAUUGUCAGUUCUCACACCGAGUUGUGAAUCUUCGGGUGUGGCUGUUGGAAAAGGAACAGAGCUUCAGAUUGCUGUGGUGUCACCUUUAGUUCUUUCAGAUACUAAUACCUUACCUGGGAAAGAGUUAGUGCCUGAAGCUUUACCUGAAACACUGUAUCCAGUUGUUAAGGAAGGUAGUGUUUGUAGCUUACAAAACCAACAGGCUUUAUCUUUUGAUAGUAUAGGAACAGUAGCAGGUUGUAACCUAUCAGCAGAGAUUUCUCUGCCUGUUCAUAAGGAAAAGCAGCACAAACCAACACAGGAUGCUCCAGACAUAGCUGAUAGCAGCUUAGGAAAGCACUCUCCCCUGGGUGCUGAAGCUCUGCCUAAGCCUGUGGACAGCACCAUUGUGAGUGGACCCAUGAUACAAAUCGAAAGUAUCUGUUCUCUUGCAGAAGGGGAUGUAUCUUACAAUUCCAAGAUAGCUGAGAUAUUCAACUCUGUACAAAAUGAGCCCCAGAAACCUUCACCUAAUCAGAUAACUAAUAGUCAACAAGAACAAGUGCAUGAUACCACUGAAAGUAAAGACUUUAGCUUUCAGAAAGAUAAGUGUGUGCAGUGUACAGAUGUUCCUCAUGAGGUCAUCGAGCAACCAGAGCCUCUGCUGCUCAAAGAGCCAGCAUCUUGUGAGUAUGUGGAAGCAAACAGAGAAACCGUAGAGGAAAACACAGCUAAGGAUAUGUGUUUACCGGCUGCUGAUCAGCAGGAUCCUCACCCUCAGGAAACUGAGAUGUUCAGCAAUAAGUCAGUCCACAGUCUUCCUGAAAUAAAUGAGAAUAAUGAUGAAAGUGAACCUAUCUUAUACCUACAUGAUCAGCUGUCAGAGCUUUUAAAAGAAUUUCCUUAUGGCAUCGAAACUGUUACCAGACGUGAAGUGUCUGUGGAUCGACAAAAGACACAUAAAAUUAUAGAAAAUCAAACUGGUGGUAAAACUAGUAACGUGUCUGGGGAUAGCACAGACCAAAUAAAAAUUACAGUAUUAAACUCUGAACAAAUCAAAGAACUAUUUCCUGAAGAAGAUGAGCCCUAUGAGUUAGACAAGUUGGCAGAACCUGAGAAUAAAGAAAUUGUUACAGAAGUAAAGAGCCUAUCUGACUCACAGGUCCCUAGAGAAGAAAGUCAUGACCUUGGAAUGUUGGACCCAGAGAAAGACAAAAUCCAUUGCUGUGCUUUGGGUUGGCUCUCCGUGGUUUAUGAAGGUGUGCCACAGUGUCGUUGUAGUUCCACAGAAGAGAAGGAGAAAGACCGGUGUUUGGACAUCAACAGCAACAAGCAAGGAGAACAGCCCUGCAAUAGUGGAAUCACUAUUUUUGAAAUUAAUCCUGUUUCUGAUAACUCAAAAACUCCUCUGACCCAAGCAGCUGAGAAAGACCAUUUUUCUGAACUGCAUGGUAAAAAGACCGAAGCAUCUAAAACAAAAGACAGCAGGGAGGAACAAUCAACCUGUCAGUUUUUAGUUAAAUGUUACAAAAAAGAUAAAAAGGGCAAUUUUAAAAUAAGGCAUGAUGGCUCAAUGAAAAUGGAGCAAAAACUAAAAAAUAUUUCAUCUAAAUGUGACAUACGAAAUCCCUCAAACAGCAAUAAAAUAGCAACUUCCGAAAUACUUCAUGUAAUAACUUCUAAUUCUGCUAAAAACAUGCCAUUUUCUAAACAAGCUUCUCAGGAAAGCCGACAGAAAAAACACACAUCCCAAGACUCGGGUCCAGUAAAAGCACCUUUAGAACCUUCAUCAACUACAGAUCCAUGCAGGAGGAAUACCUUUUUGGUACAGUCAGUGUCUCCAGAAAAGAAAAAACUAAAAUUCAAAGCAGGUGGCUCCAGAGUGAAAUAUUUUGAAAAAAGAAAGAUAGACCACGCAGUUAUUCCAGAUGUGGAAAUAAAAAAAAAGAAAUAUGACAAGCUAGAGCAGAAGAAACAUGCUGGAGACACACUCAAAUCGUGCAGUGCUCUCACAGAAUCAAAUGAAAGAGCCAGUGUUCAAGAAAAGACUGUCCAAAGUCCUGAGUCCUCAGACUCAAAGGGUAGCACCUCUAAAAGUACUAGAGUUAUAACAGUGCAGGAAUAUUUACAACGGCAGAAAGACAAACAUGUAACUGGGAAUAGUGUUUCCAGAAACACGUGUGUAGAAAGUGUGCUGUGUGACUCAGAACAUGUGAAGACCAGUAAGCAUUCUGAAGCAGUAAGCUGGGGAAAGUUAAUUGAGGGGCCGAGUAACAGUGCAGAGACCUCAAAAGAACUGGAAAAUAAUUCCACUGGCCAUGGUAAAGGUUUCAAGAUCCACCAUUCUGAGGUGUCUAGAACACACAGCUUGUCAAAUAAUAGUCAAGGAAAGUUUGGUGGGAAGCAGCCUGUCAAAACCUAUAAUAAUCAGCCUGACAAAACCGAUAAUAAUAAGACACGUAUGAGUAAUGAGUCCAGCCAGAUGCCUCUCCAGGUAAAGGAACAAAGGAAACAGUACCUGAAUCGAGUUGCAUUUAAAUGCACAGAACGGGAAAGCAUAUGUCUCACCAAAUUGGACAAUGCAUCCAAGAAGCUUAGUACUGAGAAAAGCUUAGUACUCAAAGCAAAAGACAUAGACAAACCUAGUAUGCUGGAGUUUAAGUUAUGUCCAGAUGUGCUAUUGAAGAAUACAAGCUCUGUUGACAAGCAAGAUGAACCUGGGCCUAGGCCUGGGCCUGAGAAAGUGCAAGCACCUGUGCAAGUUUCAGGAAUAAAAAGUACAAAAGAAGACUGGUUAAAAUGCAUCCCUACAAGGACAAAGAUGCCUGAAUCAAGUCAAGAAAUAGACAUUGCUGACUCAAGACUUUCUAAGAGAAGCCUCAGUGCAGAUGAAUUUGAAACGCUACAAAACCCAGUAAAAGACUCAAAUGUCAUGUUCCGGACCUACAAAAAGAUGUACCUUGAGAAGAGAAGCAGAAGCCUCGGGAGUAGUCCAGUUAAAUAGUCACAGGAAGUAGUCAUUUUUGUUUUUACCACCAGGACAUCCCUAGUCUUUUCUUUUCAGACUUUUCAUCCCUUACUGAAAAUAACUCAGGACGGUCACAUUUGGAUUUCUCAGCCAAGGAGUUCAGUUACAGCUUAUGUUAUAUUUUUCACUGAUACUGUGUGACUGAAUUGUUGGAUUAGCUGCUGGUAAGCAGGCAAAGGGAAGAUUGCAUUUGUCUGGGAACUACAAAGUGUGUGAUAUCUGGAUUGUUGAACUGUGUUUACUGUUUGAAGUCUUGCUGAUACAGUGGUGCACACCUGUGACCCUAACAUUUGAUGCGUCGACACAAGAGGAUCAAGAAUUCAGGGUCAUUCUCAGCAGCAUAGUGAGUCCAGUGAAGUCAGCUUAGGCUUCAUGUGACCCUCUCUCUAAAAGCAAAACAACAGCAACCAAAAAGAAUAUGAAGGUGGCUUAUACAAACCUUACUUUGAACCACUGUCAUCCUGAGGUAACUAUUCAUUGCUGAGAACUUGGUUGUUUGACUGGGGCUGUAAAUAGAUUCUUGUUUCUAAGCACACUAGCAAAAUUUAUUUUUGAGAAAGUGCCCACUGUGAAUGUCAAAGUAUAUUCCUAAGUAUUUUGUACCUCAUUGUAAAGGUUUUUUCAGAAGUCUUGUUUUAUACUUUUGUUAAACUGAAUGGAGUUUUUUGGGAGAUGUCUAAACUUUACUUUUCAUACUUGAAAUAAACAUUUAUUUUUUGAAGAACUA